This is a messenger RNA of Jaculus jaculus (lesser Egyptian jerboa), 2785 nucleotides long. It is a transcript of the gene Kbtbd13, whose product is annotated as kelch repeat and BTB domain containing 13. Gene Ontology annotation, molecular function: protein binding. Bases 1 to 1383 code for a protein of 460 amino acids. Lineage: Eukaryota; Metazoa; Chordata; Mammalia; Rodentia; Dipodidae. The record is from RefSeq and is a predicted model, not a curated record. The transcript has a single exon.
AUGCCCCGGGGUCCAGAGGUCCCCGUGCAGGUAUGGGUAGACAAUGAGCUCUUCCAGGCCGACCAGACGCUGCUGGUGGAACAGUGCGGCUUCUUCCGCGGCCUCUUCCGCUCGGGCAUGCGGGAGGCGCGCGCGUCCGUGGUGCGCCUGGGCGCGCUGAGCGCCGGCGGCUUCCGCACGGCGCUGCGGGUGCUGCGCGGCGAGCGUCCCGAGCUGGCGGCCGCGGCCGACGACGAGCUGCUGCAGGCGGUGGAGUGCGCCGCUUUCCUGCAGGCGCCGGCGCUGGCCCGCUUCCUGGAGCACAGCCUCACGUCGGACAACUGCUCGCUGCUGUGCGACGCGGCCGCCGCCUUCGGCCUCCGCGACGUCUUCCACAGCGCCGCGCUCUUCAUCCGCGACGGCGCGCGCGAGCUGGCCGCCGCCCUGCAGUCGCCGGAGGCGCGCGCGUACGUGGCGUCGCUGCGGCCCAGCACGUACGUGGCGGUCAGCACGCACACCCCGACGCCGGGCUUCCUGGAGGACGCGUCGCGCACCAUGUGUUACCUGGACGAGGACGAGGACGCGUGGCGCACCCUGGCCGCGCUGCCCCUGGAGGCCAGCACGCUGCUGGCCGGCGUGGCCACGCUGGACAACAAGCUGUACAUCGUGGGCGGCGUGUGCGGCGCCAGCAAGGAGGUGGUGGAGCCGGGCUUCUGCUACGACCCCGAUGGGGGCACGUGGCGCGAGUUUGCCAGUCCCCACCAGCCGCGCUACGACACGGCCCUGGCCGGCUUCGACGGACGCCUGUACGCCAUCGGCGGCGAGUACCAGAGGAUGCCCAUGAGCUCCGUGGAGUGCUACGACCCGGGCACCGGCUGCUGGAGCUUCGUGGCCGAUCUGCCCCAGCCCGCCACGGGUGUGCCCUGCGCCCAGGCUCGGGGUCGCCUCUUCGUGUGUCUUUGGCGACCGGCGGACAUCACGGCCGUGAUGGAGUACGCGGCUCAAGGUGACCGCUGGUUGCCCGUGGCCGAGCUGCGGCGUUCGCAGAGCUACGGUCACUGCAUGGUGGCCCAUCGCGACAGUCUCUACGUGGUGCGCAACGGACCCUCCGAUGACUUCCUGCACUGCGCCAUCGACUGCCUCAACCUGGCCACGGGCCAGUGGACGUCGCUGCCCGGGCAGUUUGUGAACAGCAAGGGAGCGCUCUUCACGGCCGUGGUGCGCGGUGACACCGUCUAUACCGUCAACCGUGUGUCCACGCUGGUCUACGCCAUCGAGGACGGCACCUGGAGGCUGCAGCGGGAGAAGGCUGGCUUUCCCCGGCCUGGAUCCUUGCAGACCUUUCUCCUGAGGCUGCCCCCUGGCACUCCAGGGCCUGUGGCCACCCCUCUGCCAGAGCUGUGAGCCCUGAAUGGCUUCUUCAAGAGGAGACGUCAGAGUUCGCGUGAGCUGUGGCUCAGUGUGUGGCGCUUGACGCAUCCACCGGGAGCUCCCGUCUUCCCCAUGGGGACACGCUGGUCUCUGCCGUUCUGAUGCUGUGAACCUGUCCGGGAAGCUCUCAGCAAGGACCACGCUGGCUGGGGUCUAGACCCACCAGUCACUUGGACUUCCCUGAGAACUGGUGGGUUACGCUGUCAGGACAAGGGGUGGGGCUUACGAUUUGAACGAGCCACGCAUGUAUAUGAAUGGGCCAGCAACCGGAGCAUGGCUAGGGGUGGGCUAAUUGAUGUUAACCGAACUGCCAAUCAGCAGUCAAGAAUUAGGCACGUCGUGUGUGCAGACCACCAUGCCGGGCCUAACGAGAGCUGGAGCUGUCAGCGGGCAUAGAGAGCUUAAACUCAAACAUUCAGCCAGUUGUUGUGCACUCUGAUAGGAAGUCGCUAAAGAGGUGGAGGCAGGAGGAUCAGGCGUUCGAGGCCAGCCUGGGCUACACAUUCUAGUGGGCGUGGUGGUGCACGCCUUUAAUCCCAGCACUCAGCUGGCUGAAGUAAGAGGAUCGUGAAUUGGAGGCCAGCCUAAGACUCCAUAGUGAAUUCCAGGUCACCCUGGGCUAGAGUGAGACCCUACCUUGCAAAACCAAAACCAAACCAAACAAUCAAAAAGAUUCAUUCCCACUUGAACAGUUUCAGGACUACAAAAAGGUCUCCAUUCACAAACUGAAAGCAACAUAUUAAUUAAAAAAUGAACUCCUAACCAUCCAUAAUAUAAUCAAAGUACUCAAGGAUCGAGAAGGGCAAAAGGAAGAUGAGGAGAAAGUAUGUAAGUCCAGGGAGUAGGAGAGGGCGCAGGUUACUGUCUGGGAGAGGAGAUGCAGGCCGUGACAUCUGGAAGCUCAGAGCAGAAAGAUGGGAAAAGGCCAGAGCAGAUAGGAAAGCUAUGCCCAGCAUUUAAGGCAAAAUAACAAAUAGAACUUAGGGGUGGGUAAGGCUGGACCAACUUGUGGUAAAUAAACCGGGCCAAGCCUGGAGUAAGACCUCUGAAAGAGAGAGCAAGGGUUCCCCAUGGCCCCUUUGGGGACUGGAACAUGAGAGGAUGGUGGACCGUUAAAACACACACACACACCGCACACCUCACCCCCCCCCCCCCCCGUGACUUCAGGUCUUUCAAGGUAUAACAACCCAGUCUUGCUUAUCUCCUCUGUCUCUGCAGGCUCUUUCUCUCCUAGUCUCUGGGCCUCGAGUGCCUUUCCUCUUCAGCUCCAUACUCGCCUCUUAGCAGGAUAGGCUGCAUCCGGCUCCUUUUUUCUUUUUUUCCCCCCCAAGGUACGAGCUUGCUCUGGUCCAGGCUGACCUGGAAUUCACUAUGU